GAAAAAAACCUGUGGCACUUCACAAAGCAUAUGGCUCCCAGGAGGAGGACCGGGCUGCUCCAGAACGCUGUGUUUGUAUUGUCGAGCGAGGGCACUGCCAAUCCCCGCGGGUACCUCCUCCUGCGCCGGGGAGCUUCGGAAGUUGUGAAUUCGAGGGAUCGAGCUAGGAAAACAAAGAACAUAUGUGUGCUGAGCGCCUGGCUGGCUGGGAGAGCAAACGCUGCCGCGGCGAGAAGCAGGGAGCUGAGCGGAGCGCUGGAGGCAAGGGCUGCGGCUGGGCAGGGCCCCACGCUGGCCCUCUGCCCCGGGCAGCUGCCGAGGGGGGAGAGGGAAGCCUUGGUCAGCGCCGGAGCUGGGGAGCUUCUCUUCUGGCAGUGCUGGCAAAAGACAAGCAGGCAGCCAGCAACAUGGCUCCUGCCCUGUCCCUGGGCUGUGCAGCCAUGGAGGCAGCACUCAUCUUCCUGUGCUCCCUGAUGGUGCCAGCAGCCCUGGCAGACGUGGCCACCCAGGAGAAGGAGGAGGAGGACCCCUUCAACUACGAUUACCAGAGCCUGAGGAUCGGGGGCCUGGUUUUUGCCGUGAUCCUGUUCACCGUUGGCAUUCUGCUCAUACUCAGCAGGAGGUGCAGGUGCAGUUUCAACCAGAAGCCCAGAGCUCCAGGGGAUGAGGAGGCUCAAGCUGAGAACCUGAUCACCUCUAACGCAACAGGGGCACAGAAAGCAGAGAACUUAAUGAGGUUUGCCUCCCAAUUAAUGUGCCCUCCCCGGGGUGCCCCCUGCCAGAGCCAGAGCCACGGCGCGCCGGACACCAUGGGUGACGAGCAAGCACCAGGGCAGGGCUUGGACAGGUUCAGCUACGACUAUGAGACCAUCCGCAACGGGGGCCUGAUCUUCGCCGUCGUGGCUUUUGUGGUCGGGCUCCUCAUCAUCCUCAGCCAGCGGUUCCACUGCGGAGGGAAGAAGAGGAGACAGGACACCAACGAGGACCUGUAGCUGCAGAGCUGCCAUGGGAGCUGAGCUUCAUCCCAAGAGAAGGAGUCCUUGCCAAGAGCCACCCCUUGCCCCGCUCCAGUGGAUCCAUUGCCCUGCUCCCCCCCGGCAAGGCC
Messenger RNA from Dryobates pubescens (Downy woodpecker), 1105 nucleotides. RefSeq lists its product as uncharacterized. The transcript is spliced from 13 exons. NCBI's taxonomy places the organism in Eukaryota, Metazoa, Chordata, Aves, Piciformes, Picidae. Gene Ontology annotation, biological process: monoatomic ion transport; regulation of sodium ion transmembrane transporter activity. Gene Ontology annotation, cellular component: membrane. The record is from RefSeq and is a predicted model, not a curated record. Gene Ontology annotation, molecular function: sodium channel regulator activity. Bases 183 to 992 code for a protein of 269 amino acids.